Molecule: messenger RNA, 2902 nt
Organism: Caenorhabditis angaria
Lineage: Eukaryota; Metazoa; Nematoda; Chromadorea; Rhabditida; Rhabditidae
Source: the annotation of a GenBank genome assembly
AUGGGUUACGAUUCUCCAAGAGGAGGAAGAGGCGGAGGAGGUUAGUUUUCAUAUUUUAAGGCUUUGAUUAAACUUGCAAAUUAAGGUUUCCGUGGCGGACGCGGAGGAUUUGGCAGUGGCGGCGAUAGAGGACGAGGUGGAUUCCGUGGAGGAGAUAGAGGAAGAUCUCCAGGUGGUUUCCGUGGCGGUCGUGGGGGAUUUAGUGAUAGAGGACGCUCUCCAGGAGGAUUCAGAGGCGGAGACCGAGGACAUUCACCGGGAGGACGUGGCGGAUUCAGAGGCGGAGAUAGAGGACACUCACCUGGAGGUCGAGGAGGAUUCAGAGGAGGUGACAGAGGUCAUUCACCAGGAGGUCGUGGUGGAUUCGGAGGAGAUCGAGGAAGAUCACCAGCUCGCGGAGGUUUCGGCGGAGGUGACUCUGUCGGACGUCGUGGAAGAGGAGAUUUCACACCACGUGGCGGUAGAGGUGGAUUCACUCCACGCGGUGGAUUUGAACAGAGAGGCGGUCGUGGACGAGGAGGUUUCACACCAAGAGGCGGUCCACGUGGCGGUUUUGGGGAUAAGAGACGGUCUUUCGGUGGAGACGAUGAAGAUGAAGAUGAAGAGGUCGAAAUCCCAGAGAAAAAAGCCAAAUCUGCUGCAAAUACACCAAAGAAACCAGUGCCAGUAGAAGAAUCAGAUGAAGAGUUUGAUGAAGAAGAUGAGGAAGAAGAGGAGAGUGAUUCUGAAGAAGUAGCAGCACCAGCAUCUGCGAAGAAAGUUGCAGUCAAAGCAGCUGCUGUAGCAGAAGAUUCGGAUAAUGAUGAAACUGAUGACGACGAAGAGGAAGAAGAAGGUAUUAUUUUAAAAAGAAAACUUACAAAAAUAAAACGACAUAAUUCCAAAUGAAAUGUGUUCAUUGUUCGUCAUUAAAAGAAUACAUUGUUUGUUUUGGAACAAAAUAUAAAACAUCAUUAGAACAGAAAUAUUUAUAUUGAUUUUCAGGAUCAGAUGAUGAAGAUGUUGCUCCACAAAGUAAACGACAAAUUUUGAACUCGGCUCAUGCUGCUUUGGUUGAAGACGAAGAAGAAGAUGAAGAUGAGGAGGAUGAAGAAGAAGAGGAUGAGGAGGACGAGGAAGAAGAAGAGGAGGAUGAAGAGGAAACCGAACCAGUUGUCUCAAAAACUCCAGCUCUCAAAAGUUCGUUGAAAACAGCCGAUUCCACAAAAGGAAAACACGUAGAUAUCGCUUCUGCUGCAACUCCGGUGACUGCUUCAAAAAAGACACCGGCAACACCUCAUCCAGUCAAAACUCUCAAGAAUGGUGAGAAAAAUGUUGCUACAUUGAAUUUUGACGACGACAGCGAUGAAGAAGACGAAGAUGAAGAGGAGGAAAUUGACGAGGUAUUUAAUUGUGAAAACUAAAUUUGAAAGAGUGUAACAAUUCUCAAAAUCAUAUAUAUUUCAGGACGAGGAAGAAGAAGAGGAUGAAGAUGAUGUUCCAGUUAUCAAAUCCAAAGCCGAUCUUCUCAAAGCUAUUGCAGCGAAUCGGGCCGCUGCUCAACAAGCAGAAGAUAGUGAUGAAGAAGAGGAUGAGGUAUGUUGUAGAUUUUUUACAUUUCCAGUGCUCAAAAUAUAAUUUUGUUUAUUUGCAGGAAGAUGAAGAAGAUGAGGAGGAGGAGGAAGAAGAGGACGAAACUCCGGUCGCAAAGCCAACUCCUGUAAAAACACAAAGUCUUUCUCAAAUAGCUGCUCAAAUUGGUGACGAUAGUGAUGAAGAAGACGAAGAGGAUGAAGAAGAAGAAGAGGAGGAGGAUGAAGAAGAUGAAGAGGAGGAAGAAGAGGAAGUCGUUCCAGUCGUAGCCAAGAAACAACCGGUUGCCAAAGUUCAGGAAAAAGUUGCGGGUAACAAGAGAAAGAUUGAAGAGCCAACUCCAGUUGUAUCGAAACAACCGAAGAAAGCGGUUAGUUUAUUAGACGAUAAUCUUAUUUUUAUCGAGAAUUGUUUUUUUUUACAGGAAUCUUCGGCUAUUGUUAGUGAAGAAAUUAGAAGACGAAACGACAGAGAUGAAAGAUCUUUGUUCGUGAAGAAUAUUCCACAUAAGGCUAAAGACGAAGAGAUUCUCUCACUUCUCACUGGUGUUGAUUCGUUCCGCCGGAAGAAGCACGCUAAUUUCGGGUGGAUCGUUUUCACUUCAGCUGCUGAUUGCGUUAAAGCACACGGAAUUUUGUCGAAGACUAAACUGAAGACCGUAGCAUUGUUUGUUGAUUUUUGCGGUUCGAAAUCGGCUAAUGCGACAUCAAGUAUGUUUUAUGUUUCAAUAAAAAACGAUGCUCAUCUUUUUUUCAGAAGAAAAUUGUGAACGACCAAUCAAUCCACUUCAAUUGUUCAUCAACGCUCUUCCAGGCACUGCCACAGUAAAUGAUUUGAAAGUUAUUUAUUCAUCUUCAACUGAUAUCAAAUUUCUCCAUCCACGAUCUAAUCCAACAUCGAAACGGUCAGUUUUAUCACAAUUUCAUCAUUUAUCAAUAAAAAUUUUUGCAGAAGCGCAUUCAUCACUUUCGGAUCUGAAGCUGACGCGAAAAACGCAUUCGACAAAUCUCGUGGUUUGAAAAUCAAGGAGCAAUUGGUCGAUGUUUUCUUCGCCAGACAACAAGAAAAUCAACAAGCGAAAACAAACAUUCAACCAAAAUCGAAAGCUGCACCACCAAAGAAAGCAGCUGCUCCAGUAGUUGCUGAUUCAGAUGAUGAUAGUGAAGAUGUUGCAUCAAGUGAUGAAGGAAUCGAAGAAGUCGAAGAACAAGUUCCAAAAAAGAAGGUUCUCGUGAAAAAAGCUCCAGUUCAACAACAAAAGCCAAUUGCACGAGUUCAACAAUCGAAUAAACCUCAAUUCAAAGGUGGCAAACGAGGUGGAAGAAGAUAA